AUGACAGAAUGCACGGUGGACUCUGUAUCACAGGACAUUCUGGACAACUUACUUUCCUCGAUGAUCCAGGACAUUGUUGCCAAGGAGUCUGUCAAGUUUAAACAAUUGAAGGCGCGAUACCCAGAUUACAAACCGUACUUCUACGAUCCAAAGGGCACGCUCGACGUCCACGGACUCCCCAAGGGCCAAGAGUCGUCUCAGUAUUUUAUGUGCCAAAAUUGUGGGAGGGAAAUAUCUGCUAACAGGUUUGCAGCUCAUUUACAAAGGUGUUUAAGUAGAGCUGGCAGAAGAUAA
This is a messenger RNA of Huiozyma naganishii CBS 8797, 294 nucleotides long. It is a transcript of the gene SGF11, whose product is annotated as SAGA histone acetyltransferase complex subunit SGF11. The record is from RefSeq and is a predicted model, not a curated record. The coding region runs from base 1 to 294 and encodes 97 amino acids. The transcript has a single exon. NCBI's taxonomy places the organism in Eukaryota, Fungi, Ascomycota, Saccharomycetes, Saccharomycetales, Saccharomycetaceae.